UGGAUAAGGAUGGGAGUGGCGGCGCGUGGCGGGGCUGGCGGCCGGGCCGGGCGCCUUUAACUCGGCGUGACCUCGCGUCUGGCCCGCGCCCCCUCCUCCGCGCGCACCGCUGUCCUGCAGCGAUUGGUGCUCGGACCAUAAACAGCUGUGCAGGGCCCGGCGGUGCGGAGGCCCCGGGCCCGCCAGUGCAGCCAGGCCACCGGGGAGUGACUUCCACCCAGGAUCGCGGAGGGCGCAAGGCCGUUGGCGCGUGGCAGGCGGCGUGGGCCUGGCGUCCCCGCGCGUUCGCGGCGCCCCGUGGCUCGGGCCGGGCGCAGGUGGGCCGGGCCGGGCUCCCGCAGAUCGGCGCGUUCCCACGGAAGCUAGCCCUCGGAGCGAGGGGGAGGGACCAUCGGAAAGACGUGGAACGAGCCGCGCGGUGUCCUCGGCAGGGCCCAGGCCCCGCGCCGCCGCCGUCGCCGCCGCCGUCGCCGCCGCUGGGGCUUUGCCGCCGGGAUCCAAGCCGAGCCUCCGCGCGGCCCCGAGAUUAGCAUGAGCCUGGGCGGCCACCCCGCUUCCCGCGGUGCCGAGCAGCAGCCCGCCAGUCCCCCAGCCGCGAUGGCCCCGCGCGGGGGGCCGAUGGCCGGGCUCCGCGGGCGCCGCGGCCCGUGAGGAGGAGCAUGCCCGCGGCGGGGGGCCCACGCGUGUCGCCGCGCGCUCCCAGCCUCCCGCGCCCCCGCCAGCCUCGGAAGGAGGAAGCCUGACGCGGCGCCGCGGUCGCCAGCACCCAGCGGGCUCUCCGUGCGCUGUCGCAGCGGCGCUCCCGGUGCUCCCGCGCGCGCGUCCCCCCACCCCCCCGGUUCGAGCCUCUGGCAUGAAGACUGCCUCCCGGGGGCUGCGGGAGAGGCAGGGGCGGCCGGCGCCGGGGACGGCGGGCCUCGCACCCGGAAGGUCCGGGGGGACGCGGCUCGGACGUUGUCAUCCCCACGCCUCGAGCUGAAGCCUCCCGGUGCGGUUGGGGCCGCCGCCGCCCGGUCGGGCUCCCCCGGGCGUGUGAUCCCGGCUCGGGGCCCCCGGAGGCCUCCGCUUCCUCGUUUGUUUGGGUCUUUUGUGCCCGUGGCACACUGUUGGCUGAGCGCUCCUGCGCUUGAAUCGGGCCAUUGUCUGCGCUCCCGUCGCUUCCACGCUUCGGGUCUCGGCGCGCCCCCACCCCGGCCGCCCCCUCCCGGCCGCCGAGCCUCCCAACGUGCCUUUCCCCGCAGGAAUCUGGAAGCUGGGAGCCGCGCGGAUUGCAAAUGAAGUGGAAUGCAUUGUGGGACGAGUGUAAAAUCGGAGCCUUCGCCGUGGGGGUGUGGGGGGGCGUGGGGAGGGCCGGACCUGCCGCCGGCGGUGUAGACACCGACGAGGAGAGGGGCUGGGGUGGGGGGGAAAAGGAAAAAAAAAAGAUGCGCGCAGAGUCCUCCCGGGUCGUGGCCGCGGUAGACGGAUGAAGCAGCGCGCUGCGCCCUGGUGCUGAGGCCCCGCUAACGGGGCACCAGGGUCGCCCUUCCCCACCAUGAAGAAGACCCGGAGCACAACCUUGAGGCGAGCCUGGCCUAGCUCGGAUUUCUCGGACCGGGCCUCGGACCGCAUGAGGUCCCGCAGUGAGAAGGACUACCGCCUGCACAAGCGCUUCCCCGCGGCCUUCGCGCCCCAGGCUUCUCGGGGCUACAUGACAUCAGGUGAUGUGUCACCAAUCAGUAUGUCUCCCAUCAGCCAGUCUCAAUUUAUUCCACUCGGGGAAAUCCUUUGCUUGGCCAUCUCUGCAAUGAACUCUGCGAGAAAGCCUGUCACCCAGGAAGCCCUGAUGGAGCACCUGACGACGUGUUUCCCAGGUGUUCCAACCCCAAGCCAAGAAAUUCUCCGGCAUACCCUAAACACACUGGUGCGGGAGAGGAAAAUCUAUCCGACCGCAGAUGGCUAUUUCAUCGUGACCCCACAGACUUAUUUCAUUACUCCUUCCCUCAUAAGAACUAACAGUAAGUGGUACCACUUGGAUGAGAGGGUACCUGACAGGUCUCAGUGUACCUCUCCACAACCCGGAACCAUAACGCCCUCUGCCUCAGGCUGCGUCAGGGAAAGGACAUUACCCAGGAAGCACUGCGACUCUUGCCACUGCUGCCGUGAGGACGUGCACAGCAUGCAUGCCUCCACCCUGCAGAGGAAACCCGCCAAGGACUGCAAAGACCCUUACUGCCCUCCUCCGCUCUGCCAGGUACCACCCGCCGAGAAGAGCAAAAGCACUCUAAAUUUCUCCUACAAGACGGAAACCCUCUCCAAACCUAAAGAUGGCGAAAAGCAGUCCAAAAAAUUCGGCCUCAAGUUAUUCAGGCUGAGCUUCAAGAAGGACAAGACCAAACAGCUGGCCAAUUUCUCUGCCCAGUUCCCUCCCGAGGAGUGGCCCCUGCGAGACGAGGACACGCCCACCACCAUCCCCCGGGAGGUGGAGAUGGAGAUCAUCCGGCGCAUCAACCCGGACCUGACGGUGGAAAACGUCAUGAGGCACACUGCCCUGAUGAAGAAACUGGAAGAAGAAAAGGCUCACCGGAGCAAAGCCGGGUCCUCUGCCCACCACAGCGGAAGGAGUAAAAAGAGCCGGACUCACCGCAAGUCCCACGGGAAGUCUCGGUCGCACAGCAAGACCCGCGUGUCGAAAGGAGAUCCUUCGGAUGGCUCGCAUCUGGAUAUCCCCGGCGAGAGGGAGUAUGAGUUCUGCGACCCUCUAACCAGGGCCCCCCGGGAGGGCUGCUUCAUCAUCGAACACAAAGGAGACAACUUCAUUAUGCACAGCAACGCUAACGUGAUCGAGUCCCAUUUCCCCAUGACGCCAGAAUGGGAUGUGUCUGGCGAGCUGGCCAAAAGGAGAACGGAGAUGCCCUUUCCCGAACCUUCCAGGGGAAGCUCCCACUCCAAAGUGCACCGAAGCCACAGCCAUACGCAGGACCGGAGGUCCAGGAACGAGAGAUCCAACAAGGCCAAGGAGAGAUCCAGGUCGAUGGAUAACUCCAAAGGCCCCCUGGGCACUUCUUCUCUCGGGACUCCGGAAGACCUGGCUGAAGGCUGCAGCCAAGAUGACCAGACCCCCAGCCAAUCGUACAUUGACGACAGUACUUUACGGCCUGCGCAGACCAUUGGUCAUCAAAGGGCUCAUAUUUCCCCUGCCAGCUAUAAAGAGGUGUGCAUUCCAGAAAUCGUCGGUGGCGGCAAGGAACCUUCUAGCGCUUGUAGCCUUUUGGAGCCAGGCAAAACCCCUGAGAGUGUGCCAUCCUAUGGGGAACUCAGCCCUUGCCCAGCCAAAACGGCUGUGGAUGACUAUUUUCAGUGCAACACCUCUAGCGAGACGGUGCUCACAGCACCGUCACCUCUGGGGAAGAAUAAGGAGGACCAUGACACGUUGACCUUGGUAGAGGGGGUAAAAAAGCUGUCUUCAUCUGAGAGGCAGACCCCCCAUUCCUCCAGGGAGCCUGUUGGGCACAAGGAGGAGUCACCGAAAGGGCCAGGUGGGGGCCCUGCUGCCUCCGGUGGUGUGGCAGAGGGGAUGGCCAAUGGCCGCCUUAUCCAACAUCAUAGUGCCGAGCCCAGCGGCCUGGACAAGAGGAAAGAAAUAUUCAGCAAAGACACACUGUUCAAACCUCUACACAACACCUUGUCCGUAAACAGCUAUCACAAAUCCAGCUUGUCCCUCCUCAAAGCUCACCCGAAGUCACCUGUUGACACACUACCAGUCCGAUGUGAAAAGCUGGAACCUUCCCUUGGGACAUCCGUGGCCCAAGCCACGCCUGCGUCCCAGCGUCAACAGGAAUCGGGCGGGAACCAGGAGGCUUCUUUUGACUAUUACAACGUCUCUGAUGAUGAUGACUCUGAGGAAGGGGCCAACAAAAACACAGAGGAGGAGAAAAACAGAGACGAUGUGGGUACCAUGCAGUGGCUCCUUGAAAGGGAGAAGGAAAGAGACUUGCAGAGGAAGUUUGAGAAGAACCUCACCCUCCUCACCCCAAAAGAAACUGAUAGCAGCAGCAACCAGAGAGCCACCCAUUCAGCCCGGCUGGACAGCAUGGACAGCAGCAGCAUCACAGUGGACAGUGGAUUCAACUCCCCACGCACUCGGGAGAGCCUGGCUUCCAACACGUCAAGCAUUGUUGAAAGCAACCGCCGCCAGAAUCCUGCCCUGAGUCCCGCCCACGGCGGAGCUGGUCCAACCUUCAACUUCCGCGCGAGUACGGAUCCCCAGACCAACGAAGCUGAGAAAUUACAGAAACCUUCCAACUGCUUGCAAGCUUCUGUUACUAGUGUAUGAUUGUCCUUCUGCCUCAGACCUUCUGUCUCAUUCGAUACAGCAACGUUUACGACACUUGGGGCUGAUGUUUACAUCUCUGCAAAAACAAACAUCUCAAGCACAGUUUGGCAGUCGCUUGAACUGUGCUUCUAAGUAGGCUAGGGCAAAAAAAAAAUCUUUCUUUCAGAGUAUUGCUUUUCACAUUUAUGGCUCUGUAGCAACCGAAUAGCAGUAGGGAGAUAUGCACACUUCCAAUUCACUAACUGUAUCUGAGCACACAUAGCAAAGUCUAAACACUGUAAGCGGAACAUGCAUUUUUCAAUGUCAUGCAGUUGCCAAUUCCAUUUUGAAAUGCCACAGAUGUGUGUUGCUCCCAGCCUAAGGGGAAUGGGUCCGUGGAACUAAUCCUGGUCAAACCCUUCCCUCCCCCAGAAAGCCAAGCUACCACAAAAUGUAAAUGUAGGGGUGUCCACCAUGAGAAAAUUCCAUGCCAAACUGAGCAGAAGCGACCCAAGCCCUUUGUGUGUGAGUCCUUCAAGCACCAGUCAUUUUUCACUGUGAGUUUUCAUGACACUCUUGCAGGAGCCCAUGGAAGCGUGUCAGAAAGGGUCCCAAUGACAGUCAUUAGAGUGUUUGUUUUCCAGUGCACUCAAUGCUUGUCUUGAGUUUUUUUAACCUUCCAUCAUCACCAACAGGAAUAUAGGCCUUUGAAGUGGACAAAGGAAGGGAAAUCUGGUCUCGCCGGGCCACAGCACUGAGUGAUGGAAAGGUUGUGUGGACUUUCAGGAGGGAUGAAUCGGAUAUUGAAGAAGGAUGCCUUCCUCCUUGUGACACUUAGGAUGAGCUAGCUUACUAUAAUAGAUGCAGUGAUUAGUUUGUUUGGAAGCAAAAUGUUCUUUAUGAUACAAAUGAAGAAUGUGGCCUGAGGGUGUUAUUCUUUCUAAUGGAAGGGACAUAAAUCUAUUUUAUGUAGUUUUAAAUAGAAUGCCUAAAUUAGGCUUGUGGGAGAUAAUUUUUAGUGGUUGUAGGAAAGAGCAAAUUUAGGGAGAGCUGAACUUCAGGCCUUUUAUUCCUGGGAAGAUAUCUAUAGAGAGAAAAAAAAACUUUAAAGUAAUUUUUGAUUAGAAAUGUACACGGGCCCGUAUCAUCUACAGCAGAGUGUCCUCAUUCUGCUGGUGUGGUAUAUCCUUAAUUUGUACUACCCUAAAAUUUAUCAGAAUGAAAAUUAUGCAUACACGAACUAUGCCAGAGUAAUGUUUACAGAUACUUUGUAACAAUAUCAGGAGGUAUAUUUUAGGUGGAUUGUGUGGUCAUUGGCUUAGCGCCCCUAAAAAUGAUUUCCCCAUGCUCUACUUUGGUUUACAAUGUUAUGCUCAGUAUUGAAAGGAUUUGCAGCAGGGGGAUUACUAACCAUCGCACUUCAGUCCUACAGGAAGGCACUUUUCAAAAGUUCCUUCACUUUAUUUUCUGAGAAAAAAAUUACAUACACUUGUAGGUACUGGAAAAUCACCUGCACAAAGGUUACAUCUGAUCCCAGAAGAUGGCCUGAAAUAAAGUUUAAUUCAGUGUAGUGUCAGAUGAUUUUUGGAGCCAUAUGCCAUAAUGAAUUCAUAAAUAAAUAACUUGAAAUAAAUAUAAAAGUUUCACUCAAGAUUGCAGUAAUGAGCAUAAAUUUGUGAGGUGUUUCUUUUUCCGUGUUAGGUUUAAUCACUUGCUGUGUUUAAGGGAGCACAAUCAUAUGAAGUAGUUGAAAUGUGCAUAUGCAUAUUUUGUCUGCUCCCUGGAAUUUGCAGUGUGUCAAGCUGGGCUCCUCAAGUUUGGUGUGAUCUUUUGUGUGCUUGCUGUAUUGGAACUUCAGCACAGAUCUCAGCAUACUGCUGCGUCAUUGAGAUGCUUAAGCCAAUUGGCUUUGAAUCUCAUACCUUAGUUCCUCCCAGGCAUGCCACAGUUACCCAGAAACACAUUGUUUAUCUCCUUACUUAAGUACGUCCAGAAAUGACAGCCAUGCAUCUGGUAGACGGCAUAAUCCGUUGUUGUUGGCUUUGAGGAGCUGUAUACCAUACGAUUUCUAGAUCUGGUUUGUCUAAAAAAUUUUUUCCCCAAAAACCUGCUCUCAAAUUUUUGGCAUACUCAGUUCAUAAAUAACAUUUGGCAUACUCAGUUCAUAGAUAACAUUUAAAUGAUACGUUAGUCUCUGAUUGAUCCUCUGAAGGUAGCCAUUGAAAGAAUUGAUUGCCAUGUGAGCAGGAAAAGACAUAAUUCCAUUCGAGAGAUGCUUUAAAAUAAGAAUUUUUUGAUAGUUCACAAGAAACAGGUUUACAGAAAACACUACUCAAAUGCAACGUGUACACUGUUUGCCUAACCACUUUGGGGCACACGAUUUAAAAAAAAUAAAAGAAAAGAACCUCCCUUAGACCAGCAGCCGUUAGCAUAGAAUGAUGGACUUCAAAAAAGAUAUACCACAUAAACAGAUAUUCCACGGAGAAACACUCUGGCCUGAAUCUGAUCUGGAUCCGUGGCUGGAGGAACGUUGGUGGCGGGAGGCACGUGGCAGGCAUGGCAAGUACAGGUGUCUUAAGAUGGCGAGACUCUUGAUGCCCACAGCCUUGAGGCCCUCCCCAGGCUUUGCCAACAUUCUUCUCCACUGGAAGCAUAGCUUUGUGUGACAUGACUGCAUGUCCAGUCUUAGAGUUUAUCCAUGGAAAGGUUUACAAAACUGAAUCUGGUUGAGUCUCUGUGAGGCGUUCAACUUUAAAGGGUCAACACAUCUGUCGGCAUUUUGCACACUUAUGUAUUAUUAUGAUACAACAUAUUACUUUAUGGUAAUUUUUAUUUUUACAUAGAACUACCUCCAUGAAUUUGAUGAAAUGGCAGCAGUGUGUUAAAGUGUGUUCUUCAGAAAAGCAAUGUUUCAAACAUGCUUCAGCAGUGGGCCAUGGCGUUCUGUGUGUGUCGGUGACUCGUCCAUUGGACUCAUGACUUUCUCUCUGCUGUGGUUUUCUUUCAGAACAUUCUUUGGCUUCCAACUGUAAACCUGUUGUCUUCUUUCUCACUCCCUUUUCCCCAUGAAAGCACAUUUGAUUUGUUACAAAUGAAUGAACAUUUAAAAUUAUUGUCUUCCCCAUUUCUCCAUUUCUGCUAUUAAAGAGGGAAAAAAAGUCCUUUUUGGCAAAGAGCCACAUGGUAAACAUUUGGGAAGUUAUUAAUUCCUAUUGGAUGGGAUUGCUCGACUUUUUUUUUCAGUAACAAAACAGUAACGUGAGAAAUUUGGACUGCCAAUUUGAAGCACUUUGGGCCUCUCUGCCUAUAUUAUAUGCUACCCUAUGGAGCCCAAACUUACUUAAAAGAAAAAAAAAAGCUGUGCCAUGCGUUCUGAGAUGUCUGUUAAGUAAUUUAUACCCAUUUGGUAUAUUUUGCACAUCUCAGGAGACCUUAAUGAGUGUGAGAAAGGCGUGCAUGUGCACCCAAUAGAGAAAACAUAGGAGAGCUGAAAGGAGACUAGCUGGCUAGAAAUAACGAAUGCCUGUGUUUUUUAUGUUGGAGAGUCCAAAUUCAGGAAAUCUAGAUGGACAGGGACUCUGGAGGAGCAGGGAUUUGAAUACCAGCUAUUCCUAAAUGUCUCUUUUCAACACUGAACGAAUCUUGUUAAGAUGUUCGCUGAAAAUCUGUUGCGGCCACCACCAAGACAAGAAUGGUGGCUCACAGAAAAGUGUCAUUUCUCUUCUAGGCUAGCACAGCUUUGUAAAGUUCUACCCAGGAUUAGCCACCUCUCACCACCCAGCGUACUUGAAGAUAAAGUUUGUGACCUCAGUGACAGGCACGGCUCUCCUCAAACGGUAGAGGCCAUAUUUGAGAAAUGUCUUGCCGUUCGGGAGGGGUAGCAUUCUGAGCUUGUCCUAACAGCCAGUGACUGGUGAUGUUACGCGGCUCACGUCGGGAUCUCAAAGUGCUUCUGAAACACUAGCAGUGUGAUUACAGGGCAGGUCCUGUUGGUGAUACCCAUGCUUGACAGGAGCAAACAGACGGGUGGCUCAAGGCCACCCAGAAGCACAGUGGCAGCUAACAGUCACCUAUUUUCUAUCUGUUUGAUAGGCCAUCGUGAGAAAUCACUACAAUGCUAUUUUUAUGAUGUGUGCUAAUAAAGAAAACAAAUACGGCUUGACACCUUGUCCAUUUUCAUUCAAAGAGUUAGGGGGUGUUCAGGAUCUCAACACCUCAGCACACCUGACUGGUAUUGAGCUAUGAAGUGGGAGAUGAACAAAUAAAGGCCAACGUCAUUGUCGUCCAAGGCCAAUCCAGACAUCCACCUUUGUUUACAGUUUCUUAUUGGGUUUCUGUAAUUCCUGUGCUAAAGCCCAUCUUCAAGAACAUUGGCUGCUCUGGGCAGUGGAAGGUGCUGAAACAAGUCCUCUUAUUUGAUUUGAUUUGAUUUUUAAAUCUUACUUUAAUCGAGAACUCUUCGCAGUGCUCAGAGCAUAAUAUUCACUACAGGAUAUCAAGCCCUACUUCGUAGGAUCUGGGAAACAGAUCCAGUUCCAAGUGUUUUCUCCAACUUGAGAUAGAAGGUCUUUGACACUUGCUCACCCUGUUCCUAUAGAUCAGUCCCAGACCCAACUAGCAGUGUAGUGUCAGACCACAGUGGACCCAAGAAGAAGUGGUGACUUUCCUUACCCCCCCAACUCCCCCCAGGAACCCCCCACCCACUGUCAAAGCCAUCCUGUAAUGUCCUGUGAGCGAGGGACUCCUUGGCCCGUGUUUAAGGCUCGGGGAAGUUAGAAACGAGAAAAACGAAUGCAAAAGCCAUGGGAGGCAUCGUUUUUUUCUUUGGGUUAGUUAAACAUGUCAGGGAAGGGAUUGCUAUUGUCUGAGCUUUGCCAAGAAAUACAGAAGAAUCGGCCAUCACCUCAUCCUUCUCGAAGAAGGUUUUAUAGUAUUAAUGACACAAAAGAUAUUUUCCCAUGGAGUCUUCUUUAGGAUACAUUUCAUAAUGUAUAAAAUGCACGUGAGACAUUUUGCUAUUAAAUCUCAUGUGUUUGCCAAAGGUACUGGCUUCUGCCCGGUUGGCAUCCGACCCCCUCAUCUUGCAUCAGCGAUGUGAUGCAGAGGGACGCCCUGCUGAUGGCCUCUAUAAUACAUUCUCCUGUGUCCUUGCUGUUGUUCAUCGACUUACCAGUUGAUGACCUGCAAAAUUUAGAAUUGGACAAAGCUCAAGGGGAUGAAGCCCGUCUUGGGAUUGAAUGCAGUCAGUCAGAAGCCCUUAGUGGCCCAUUGCUGGCUUCGCUUGUGAGCACACACACCCUGCCGACAAGGAAAAGGGUGUCUCCGAGUGAGGCCGCAAUGGCUCUAGAAAGGCGGAAAUGGAAGGUUAGAGCUUGGCUGGUCCUUGUGCACCUGCCUACCUCCCUGUCCAAAGGCUGACCUUGGUACCCCCAUGCCCUUGUACUCACCCAAAAGAGGUACCAAAUCUGAGACCUGAGCUCUCCUCCAAUCCCAGUCCUCUACAGCUCCAGGAAAUUCCUCAUACGGAACGCUUUUGGCAGCCCCAAUUCUCCCUUUCCUCCCAGGAUGACCCUCUCCACCUCCUCGCCCUCCCCCGCCUAGAUACCUACACCACCACUGUUUCCACAUUGGAAGAAGAGACUACUGUGCAGCAUUGUGCACGCAUGCCAGUUAGGGAUAAAAUAGCCCUAGGGUCCCCUUCAUGUAAGCUCCCAACAGCUACAAAUCUAACGUCCUUAGAGCAGUGACAUGACGCUACUAUGUGAGAGAGAAUUCAAUCUGAACAUCCAUUUCGGGGGACCGUGAUCCUGCAGGUGUCUUUCUCUGAGCGACAGAAGGCGACUAUUACAUUAGUAUCAACGAACUAAGAAGUGCAAGUGGGAUUUAUUGGAUGUUAGGAAGGAGUUUUGCAGCCAAGACUGCCUUGAAUAAAAUGUUUUUGCACUGAAAAAAAAAAAAAAACAAAAAAAGCAAAAAAAAAAAACAAAAAAACUUUAACUGACUUGGUCUCUGGUUGCUGUAAAGGUCAUCCAGGAUGGAUGUUCUGUUUAUAUUGUAUAGUAUUUCAUAUGAAAUAACUGCAAUUCAUGAAAUGUCUUCCCUAAUGUUACUGAUUUCUAACAGCACAUUUGUAACAUGGUUUUUAUCGUGUCUGUGUACCAUAUUGUAAAUGAUGAUUCCUUGCCAUGCUUAGUAUAAUAACUUAAAAGGAAAAAAAAAAAGGACAGGGAUUUUUGUAAGUCUAUAUUUGAAAGUCCCUCCAUAUGGUAAUAUUGUGUUCAUGUUGUUUAUGUAGUGUUGUGUGAAAUAUCCAUUUUGGAUUGUGUUACUUUUUAAGAUAUUAAAUAACAUUUGGUUAUA
This is a messenger RNA of Meriones unguiculatus (Mongolian gerbil), 10654 nucleotides long. RefSeq names its product storkhead box 2 (gene Stox2). Gene Ontology annotation, molecular function: RNA polymerase II transcription regulatory region sequence-specific DNA binding; DNA-binding transcription activator activity, RNA polymerase II-specific. NCBI's taxonomy places the organism in Eukaryota, Metazoa, Chordata, Mammalia, Rodentia, Muridae. Bases 1535 to 4315 code for a protein of 926 amino acids. Gene Ontology annotation, cellular component: nucleus; cytoplasm. The record is from RefSeq and is a predicted model, not a curated record. Gene Ontology annotation, biological process: positive regulation of transcription by RNA polymerase II. The transcript is spliced from 4 exons.